AGCGAAAUUGGUGUGCAAUCGUUCUCCUCGCCAAGUCUUAUUGUUAGACUGAAUCGCGAAUGCGAAUGUUCGAUCUGACAAAUCUUGAAUAAUAUUUUAUUAAUAUAUUGUCAGUAAUAAAAAUUUUAUGAUGUCAAUGUCGAUUAAAAGAUCGAAUGCGAUCAAUUAAAUGCUUAGAAGAAAUCAAUAGAAUUAAUCGAAAUUAAGAUUAUCGAAUUUUUUAAGGGUUUUUUUUUUCAAAUUCCAUUUUAGAAUUAGACGGCAAUUGCGCUCGAUCUUUAAAGUGACGUACUGCGAGAGAGGGUGCCUCGGGUGCUUUUGAAUAAAUUGCUUUUAAUUUUUGUUUUUGUUUUUUUCCUUUUCAAGAUAUAUAUAUUUGGCAGAGACACGAACGACGCCGUGAUUAAUUAUUAAAGCGGGAGUUUCGAGAGGGGGAACGAAGAUAUGGUCCCUCGCGUUAUCGUGACUCGGCUGAAAUUCGUGCAACGCCAUUUUAUGUAUCGAUUCGAUGACGAAUUCAAACUGCACCGUUGUCUUCCGGUAACAUCCGCGAUCAACAUGGCCGUUUCGUGUAAAGGCCGGCAGUGGUGGAAGACGCCUCGUCCUUAAAGCAAUUCGGAACGCGGCGGGAAGGGAAUCGGCUUACUGUUCUCUCGUGAACGAGCGAGGGGAAGGCCCGGAGGAAGGCCGGCUGAGCGAGAGUAACCGCGAGAAGGCGCGAAGGGGCUGAAGAGGGGGUGAGAAGGCGGAGGAGAAGGAAGAAGAAGAGGAGGAAAGAAGGAGAAGCGAGAGAGGUUCCAGUGGUGCGAUAGGCAUAGGUCGUGUAAAGAAAUCGUCGUCGGGAAUCGUAGGAUCCGAGAGCGCGGGUCGAGAACCAACCGGAAUCGUGGAGGUAUUAUGCGUCGGCUCGGUAUGAAGAACAAGCAUAAAAAGUCCGAUACGGCGAGCGACAGCGGGUCGGAGGAAAAUGUCGGCGCACGCGCGGGCAGCGACAACGGUGAGACUCAGGCCGGCAGGAACAACAACAAUGCGCAAAAGUCCGCGACGAAGAGACGCUCGUCGCGCGGUGUAUCGUCGGUGCAAAAGUCGGCGGCGCACACGGACGACGACGCCGAGACGCCGGACGCCGGCGACCCCGCGGCGGUAGACUCGGAGAAGCGGGAAAACGGCGAGAAGAUGGCGGGGAAACCGCCUCCGAGUAAACGCAAGAGGAAGGAGGAUCAGCGAGCGUCCACCUCCGCCCGCGACCAAUCUGUCAACCUCGAGAACGAGUACGAGGUCGAGAAACUCAUGAAUAUUCGUACUAUUAAAGGCCGUCGACAGUUUUUGGUAAGGUGGUUCGGUUAUGGAGAAUCUGCAGACACUUGGGAAAAUGAGAAGGAUCUGAAUUGUCCUGAAUUGAUAGAAGAUUUUCUAGAAAAAGAAAAGGAAAAGGAAAUAAAAAUGACAAAAACAGAUAAAUCCAAAAAAUCCAAGAAUACUUCUAAGAAGCAAGCGGAAAAUGACGAGCAAAAUAGUAACGACAAGGAGACAAAGGAAUUUGAGGUCGAAAGAAUCAUUGAGGUACGCUUUAAGAAAAAUGGCAUGAAAGAAUUUCUAAUCAGAUGGAAAGGAUUUAGUGCAACCGACGACACUUGGGAGCCGGAGAAAAACCUGAAUUGCGCGGAACUCAUCUCAAAGUUUAUGCAAAAGGUGGAAAAGGCGAAGACUUCCGGAGUGCGGGAACUCAGAACGAAUCCGGCACAUACGAAACGAUAUACGUUGGCGACACGCGACCAUGGAAGAAGGUUAUCAAAACGCAAUAUAGACAAACAAAGAGCAACUUAUCACGAGUGCGACGAAUGAAGACUAUCGCAGUCCCAAUAUCUUUAUUUUAUUCAAAGAAUUUAUAUAUAUAUAAAUAUAUAUAUAUAAAUAUAUAUAUA
Wasmannia auropunctata (little fire ant) is the source of this 1925-nucleotide messenger RNA. Its product is annotated as probable chromo domain-containing protein LHP1. The transcript is spliced from 5 exons. Gene Ontology annotation, biological process: negative regulation of transcription by RNA polymerase II; chromatin organization. Lineage: Eukaryota; Metazoa; Arthropoda; Insecta; Hymenoptera; Formicidae. Gene Ontology annotation, molecular function: chromatin binding. Bases 898 to 1845 code for a protein of 315 amino acids. Gene Ontology annotation, cellular component: pericentric heterochromatin. The record is from RefSeq and is a predicted model, not a curated record.